AUGGUAUUAAUUAAGGUUGAGUUUAGAUCUGUUGAUAAGUUGUGUUGGUUGAUAUUUAAAGACUAUGUUUUUCAAGGUGAUGGCUGGAUUUGUUGGUGCUGCGUAACGUUUAUUGUGAUUAUAUUCACAAAAGAUUAUCUGGACAGGCACCGCGAACAUUUUACUGAAACCUAUACUAUUUUUAUUGAAUCUAUCCGAGAUUUAUAUCCACUGGUAUUUGUUUUGAGAGCGACAGUGUCCGCCGAUAUAUGUUUCAGUCCAAGAACAACUACUUAA
Schistosoma spindalis is the source of this 276-nucleotide messenger RNA. The record is from the annotation of a GenBank genome assembly. NCBI's taxonomy places the organism in Eukaryota, Metazoa, Platyhelminthes, Trematoda, Strigeidida, Schistosomatidae.